Messenger RNA from Chenopodium quinoa (quinoa), 1760 nucleotides. RefSeq lists its product as uncharacterized. The coding region runs from base 283 to 1257 and encodes 324 amino acids. The record is from RefSeq and is a predicted model, not a curated record. NCBI's taxonomy places the organism in Eukaryota, Viridiplantae, Streptophyta, Magnoliopsida, Caryophyllales, Amaranthaceae. The transcript has 2 exons.
CCAUAACAACCCAAGCAUUAAAAAAAUUGUACUAGUAAUUUGGAUACGAUGAACUGGCAAUUUCUAUCGGUCACCAGACUUUUCACUCUCAUCACAGUAUCACUCUCAUCACAGUUUCACACACCUUUUCGUGUUCAUUCCUCAAACCAACCCAGAAAAAAAUUCCCAGAAAUCCUCAUAAACUCAUUCCUCCAUCAAUUACAUCGUGUUUAUUCCUCAAAUCAACCCAGAAAAAAUUCCCAGAAAUUCUCAUAAAAUCGUUUUUCUCCAUCAAUUUCAUCCAUGGCAAACGCCUGGAAAAGAGAAAGAUCUCUUAAACUUUUAUCCCCAAAUUCAUUCCUCUUACUCCUUUCUCUCUCUUUCCUCCUUCUUCUCCUCUUCUUCCUCGCUUCUAAACCCUCAAAUCUCACUUCCAAUCCAACCCCAGAUGUCAAACUUUCUCUUUCUUCUUUCACCUCGAAAAUCCCACCUUAUAAUUGCUUCAAAUCUCCGCAAUCUCACCCUGUAAUUGCAAACAUUGUUGAAGGUGUUAAAUACCCUUUUCUUUACUCACUCUCUGAUCUUGGAAAUUUGCCUGAAAAACCCCAUAAAAAUAUUCAGAGAAUUCUUAAGAAUAAACCCUUUAAAAAGCCUGAUAUUUCUGCUACUGUUCAAGAGGUUUUGGGUAAGUUUCAGGCUGAGGGUAAAAAUGGGAUUUUUGUUGAUGUUGGUGCUAAUGUGGGUAUGGCUAGUUUUGCUGCUGCUGUGAUGGGUUUUCGGGUUUUGGCAUUUGAGCCUGUUUUUGAGAAUUUACAGAGGAUUUGUGAUGGGAUUUAUUUUAAUCGAGUUGGGGAUUUUGUUACUGUUUUUGAAGCUGCUGCAUCUGAUCAUUUCGGGAGCAUUACUUUCCAUAAGUUAGUUGGCCGGUUAGAUAAUAGUGCUGUUUCUGCUGCUGGUGCGAAGUUGGCAUUCAAAUCAAAUGAAGAGAUAGCGGUUGAAGUAAAGACCAUUCCUCUUGAUGAAAUUAUCCCAGACUCUGAGCCUGUGCUGCUGCUAAAAAUUGAUGUACAGGGCUGGGAAUAUCAUGUUUUGAAGGGUGCCAAAAAGCUGCUCUCAAGAAAAGGAGCUGAAGCCCCUUAUCUGAUAUAUGAGGAAGAUGAACGCUUGUUGCAAGCAAGCAACACAACGGCCAAAGAAAUCCGGGCCUUCCUUGAGACUGUUGGUUAUGAUCAGUGCACAAUGCAUGGUACUGAUGCUCACUGUACCAAGAAGAAAUGAGGUAUUACCGAAAUUUCUUGCCCGAAAUAUUGGAGUCUAGUCUACUCUAGUGAGAAACUUGUAACACUGUAACAGAAUCACUAUGGUAAACUCAGAACAAACACAUGAAGUGAGAGCUGUGAGACAGCAGGGGAACUUUUUGUUGAUGACCAGAUAAGUAGAUAACUGAUUAGCUGACUGAUAUUGUGGCGGUUUCUCUGUUGAGGGUCAGCCAAGGCGAGAUUAUUUAUAAUUGUGGGAAAUUGUUGUCUGCAAUUUACACGAUCAACUACUGAUCUGAGAAGCGCUGGAGGUUGAAACUUUAAAGCGGACCUACUUAGCUCCUUGUGGACUUGUAAUUGAUUCUUUAAUGUCCUAAUGAUUAUUCUUUGAUCCAUGUCCUGUAAUGUGUUCACAUUUUGUGUAAUGUCAAUUCAUACUUCAUAUAUGACCGGAAACUGGUUCUUGAAUUUGGAUCCAUUAUAAUUUAUACGUCAUAUAUGAUAGUUUUGUACUUUCGUUUC